GUUUUCAAUGUGGUGUCAGUAAUGCUCGGAUAAUUUACAGGCAGGCUGUGCUGAUACUGUGCGUUACACUGGGAGGAGGUGCCCUGGCUGUUGAGUAGCGCACUGUGCAGCCCCUCUAGUGGUGUGUAUUAGUAAUGCACACGGAGCCCCUCUAGUGGUGUGUAUUAGUAAUGCACACGGAGCCCCUCUAGUGGUGUGUAUUAGUAAUGCACACGGAGCCCCUCUAGUGGUGUGUAUUAGUAAUGCACACGGAGCCCCUCUAGUGGUGUGUAUUAGUAAUGCACACGGAGCCCCUCUAGUGGUGUGUAUUAGUAAUGCACACGGAGCCCCUCUAGUGGUGCGUAUUAGUAAUGCACACGGAGCCCCUCUAGUGGUGCGUAUUAGUAAUGCACACGGAGCCCCUCUAGUGGUGUGUAUUAGUAAUGCACACGGAGCCCCUCUAGUGGUGCUAUUAGUAAUGCACACGGAGCCCCUCUAGUGGUGUGUAUUAGUAAUGCACACGGAGCCCCUCUAGUGGUGUGUAUUAGUAAUGCACACGGAGCCCCGGCGAGCGCUGCUUCAGCUCACAUAAACGCGACUAAUUCCAGCUGCACAGUCUGGAUCGAGGGGGCUGCUAACUGGGCAGGACUGGGCUAUUCGACUUGGGCUGCCAGGAAGAAAUGCAACACAAAUCUGUAUUCCGACCCCCACGUUAAACUGUUCCAGCAGGUGAGGGUGACGGGUCACACCCCCCCCCCCCCGGACAGGCGGUUCCGGCUUCAAAGUUGUUUGAAUGUCGUCUAGUUCUCCGCCGCCCUGGCAACCUGGCCUCGCGUUGCUAAGGAAGCAGGUGGCAGCUUGGCGGUGGCACAGCCGGGCGAGACAUGGCUGGGAGCAGGUCGGUCGGAGAGUUGGUCCUCCGUGGACACAAAAUCAGCAUCGGGGUGAAGAUGAACGGCUGCCUGAGCAGCUCUCAGAGAACCAGCACCACUCGUCACCUGUCAGCCUGCGCCCCUCGGGACAGCCUGGGCAGCCCCCCCGAUCGUCCCCCAUGGGACGGCGCGGCGCAGCCUCCAGUCAGCAGGGGGAGUCCUGACAUCGACGAGCUGGGCGGCGCAGCCUCCAGUCAGCAGGGGGAGUCCUGACAUCGACGAGCUGGAGCGCACCCUGAGUGUGCUGAAGAUGCAGGUGCGCAGCUUGGCUUCCGGUCUGGACCUGGGUUCGAGGACAGAGGGGGCUGGGGGCUCCGACGUGACAACCGGCACUCAGGACCGGGCCGCCAGCAGGGAGCAUGCCCAAAUGGAUUGGUUCUUGAACCCAGAGCACCUGGUUGACAGCCCGCUGGGAGCCCCCCAGUACCCAGGGAUGCAGAGCCAGGGGGGGGGGGGCAGGGGCAGACAGGGCUGUGUCCCCAGCAGGCAGGCUGGGCAAUGAGCUCGCCAGCAGACUCUACCCCAGCCUGUCCUGGGGCUCCCUGCUGGACCUGCCCUUCUCUCUGGGCUCCCCCCAUGUUAUCGGGGUACGCCCCCUGCUGCCCCCUGACCCCCCGGUCAGGAUGCGGAGGCCCCGGUCCAGGGCACCCCCUCCCCGCAGUUGCAGGGGGGACCCCCAAGAUCCCAGAGCGCGCUCGCUGUCACCCCAGCCCAAGAGGAAGCACUGUCACCACACGCACUCCCAUUCCCCUCGGCCCGCCUGGAGACCCAGCUCCGCCAGGCCCGCCCCCCCAGGAGACCCUCUUGCUGGGGGGACUGGCAGCCAUGGAGCCCCUACAGCCUGGCUCCCCCUGCCCUGCACACUGCACCGGGAGCACUGGAGCUGGGAGAGAGGUUCCUGUGGUCCAUGUCUCAGCAGGAAGUGCAUCACUCGCUGCUGGAGCAGUCCCCGUAUCAGCAGGAGCUGUCCCGCCUCUGGCUAGAGCGCCUCCUUGUGGAGGAGGACCUGCUACUGCAGCUGAAGAGACAGCAGGGGCUGGAGAGGACCAGGGGGCCCAGAGAGCAGUGGUACGCUAUGAAGGGGCCGCAGUUUCAUUACGAAGCUCGCAAGAACAACGAGCUCCUGAGGGGCAGCCUCGACCAGCCGGCCCUGCAGCACUACAGGUAGGAGCUGCUGGCAGCCUCCCAGGACCGGAGCCACAGCGCCCCCUGGCAGUGAGGGGGAGCAGCUGCACGGGCUGGAGGGGACUCGCAAAGCUGUGCAAGUCAGACAGCCCUGAGGCUCUGGGGCUGAGCAGCCAGGAUCACUGAAAGCAAUAGCAAGACACUUGAAGCAUGACAAGAGCUUUGCUCAGGAUCCUCAGCGCUUUCUUGGCAGUUGGUUUUAGUAUUUCCACAUUCAGAGGGUUCAGUACUUAGGGGUCAUUGCUGGGUGCAAGGUGGCUGUUGAGACUGACAAGAGGAGAGCGUGCUGCUGGAGGCUCCUGAGACAAGCUGCUUAAACCCAGACUGUCAACCUGUCCUGAUGUACUGGCUUCUCAUGCUGAUCUGCAGAGACAGUCAGAGACUGCAAAGCCUUUACUUUAUAUUACCAUUUUGUAAAUGUCACCUCAGAAAUGAUGGGGCCACAAUGCUUGUAUGUUUGGAAUACAGUGUCUGGGUAUAGAAGAGAGAUUGUACUU
This is a messenger RNA of Polyodon spathula (Mississippi paddlefish), 2593 nucleotides long. RefSeq names its product basic proline-rich protein-like. Lineage: Eukaryota; Metazoa; Chordata; Actinopteri; Acipenseriformes; Polyodontidae. The transcript is spliced from 6 exons. Bases 1410 to 2222 code for a protein of 270 amino acids. The record is from RefSeq and is a predicted model, not a curated record.